Molecule: messenger RNA, 1780 nt
Organism: Mercenaria mercenaria
Lineage: Eukaryota; Metazoa; Mollusca; Bivalvia; Venerida; Veneridae
Product: low-density lipoprotein receptor-related protein 12-like
Exons: 6
Coding region: 185-817 (210 amino acids)
Molecular function (GO): protein binding
Source: RefSeq, a predicted model, not a curated record
UCGACUUUACAUUCAAAAACACGCCGUACUGACUGACGAUAUCGUUAUAUAAUUACGUUAUCCUUAUUAGACAUUUACAGGAUAUCUUACUGAAUGGAAUAUUUGAUAUUGUAGUUAUAAGGAUUAAUGUACUUUGGAAUAGAUAAAUAUAUCAUCAAGUCGGAAUAAAACAAUCCCCGUGACGAUGAUUCUUUUACUUGUAUAUUUGAUUAGUACAAUCUACUUGCACAACGUUGCUGCUUUGCUUUCUUAUUACAUGGAUGAUAACUGCAAUGGUACUGUGGACCUUACAGAUAUAGAUUCUAUCCUGCUGCAGCUCACAAAAAAGAGCACUUACCAACCAGACAUUGAUUGUUCUCUUCUGAUAUCAUCAACUAAGUAUGACCAGUUCAUGCUUUAUUUCAUGCACUUUGAUAUCUCAUCAGAUGAGCAGCAGGGAUGUACUGAGGACUGGUUGGAAGUACAUGAUGGCAAUAACGUGAAAUCUCCGUCCGUGGCAGGUAUACCUAAAAGAUUGUGCGGCAGUUACAUUCGUGACAGUGUGAGGUUAUCCACCGGCAACAAUGUUUUCUUACGUUUUAUAAGUGGCGAGGCAUGGGAAGAGAAGGGGUUUGAUAUGGUCAUCACUCAAUACCAUACAGGUUCAUGUGACGCUAAUGAACAAUCUUGCCGAAAUGGCCGCUGUAUCACAAGCAGUUUGGUAUGCAAUGGAUAUAAUCCGUGUGGAGAUAAUUCCGAUUGUUCAGCCGGACACAAAAUGAAUCCCACCGCCACUAUAGUCGCCACAGUCUUCGCUGUCAUCUUUCUUUCGUUAUAGCAUCUAUUAUGGCGUUCGUUGUGCCCAGAUAUUAGAGGUAUUUAUAUGUUCUGGACUACCACCUGGAUAGAACUGCUAUCAAACUACGUAGAACUCGAAUCAGACAUAUACUUAAAUAUUAAGUUAUGCCAUACGUUGGAUCGUUUUCAUUGAUAUUUAAAUCUUGUACCAUUUUCAGCAUUUUCUUCGUUUAACUAUAACAAUGAAAAACUAUUAUUCGAAACUUUUUAACAACGUAAAAUAUAUACUGCUGGAAAAGGUGAGAUUCUAUUAUUUAUGAAAUAUGUACGUAACUGUAAUUCCAGAGAUACUGUUACGGCCUUUAGAUUUGAAUGGUGUUAAAUGACUCAUUAGAUAAAUUAAAGAGUUUUAUUAAUAAAAUACAAAGUUUCAAUUCCUCCAUUUAGUUUACGUACAGCAUUUUCUGUUUGUCAAAGUUUCAAAAUGUAAUUGAUGUGAAAUCGUCAAAGACGUUUUUGUGAAGGACACACAUACUUAGACUAUUCUUCAUCAUAUCCUAACUCGUCUAGGCGCGGGGUACCAUUUUAGUCAGGCCAAAUGAUCUACGAAUUAUUUCUUCUAAUACACAUUUUGAAUAUAUUUUAUCUAUAUAACGACAAAACUAUGUGGAGAGCAAUUAUCCUUCUAUUACUGUUGACAAUGCUUUAAAUACGAUUUACAGAAUGUCACAGACGGAUGCGCGUAAAGCAGCUUGCCUCAAGAUUUAGCUAAAAAGUAACCUUUCUUUCAGUUAUAAAUAUAGACAAAAUUUUAAACUGAACUUAAAAAAUGGCACCAAAAGGGCUAAAAUUUACAAUGGAAAAUACCCCCAUUGAAAUAGUCUUUUGAUGAUAACUUCAAUACUAAUGAAGAUAUUUUGAAAAUUUGAAAGAUUUCUGCUAUUACCCUCGGAUUCCUCUGGACAGAAGUAUUAUCUAAAUGACGCUGUCUCAUAUUUAUAGA